CUGUCGGUAUUUUAGUAUUCCACCACCCACAGGAAGUUAGAAACGAAGCGCGCUCGGUAACAAACCGGGCGACAGAAACGAGUGCUGAUUAAACAACACUGAAUGAAACUGAGUUUUAAGAAAUCACUUACUUUAUACAUUUAUUACACGUCGUAGCACGUGUUCCUGCACACCACAGAAACGAAAGGAUUUGUGGCACACCGCAAUUUGUAGGUGUUGCAGGAGGUUCGCACCAGCAUGUCUGUGUCUGUGAUCAUUAAAUGGGGUGGGCAGGAGUACUCCAUCAGGACACUCUCCGAAGAGGACACUGUGCUGGACCUCAAGCAGUCCAUCAAGUCCCUGACAGGGGUUCUCCCAGAGAGGCAGAAACUUCUAGGAUUAAAGGUCAAAGGCAAACCAGCAGAGGACCAAGUGAAGCUGGGUUCACUGAAGCUGAAACCCAAUACCAAGAUCAUGAUGAUGGGCAGCAGAGAAGAGAGUCUGGAAGAAGUUUUAGCACCUCCCCCAGAGAAUGAUGACAUUGUCAAUGACUUUGACAUUGAAGAAGAGGUGAUUGAAGUACAGAACAGAGAGGAGAACUUGGCUAAGAUAGCCCGCCGUGUCAAAGACUACAAAGUGGAGGGGAUGAACCCACCCAGGGCAGGAAAGAGUCUGUUAGUACUAGAUGUGGACUACACGUUGUUUGAUCACAAGUCAUGUGCCGAGACGGGACAAGAGCUCAUGAGGCCUUUUCUCCAUGAGUUCCUGACCUCGGCAUAUGAGGACUAUGACAUCGUCAUCUGGUCUGCCACGAGUAUGAAGUGGAUUGAUGCUAAAAUGAAAGAGCUGGGAGUGACAGACAACCCUAACUACAAGAUCACCUUCAUGCUGGACAGUGCAGCCAUGAUCACAGUGCACACGCCUAAGAGGGGUGUAGUGGAGGUGAAGCCUCUUGGGGUGAUAUGGGGAAAGUACAGUGAGUUCUACAGCAAGAGGAACACUAUCAUGUUUGACGACAUUGGCAGAAAUUUCCUAAUGAACCCACAGAACGGACUGAAGAUUCGUCCAUUCAUGAAAGCGCACUUAAACCGUGAAAAAGACAAAGAGCUCUUCAAACUGUCUCAGUAUCUUAAAGAGAUUGCCAAACUGGAGGACUUCUCUGGUCUCAACCAUAAGCAUUGGGAGAGGUAUCGCGCAAAGAAGCAGAGCCAGUGAGAGCAUUGUUGUGGAUGUGUGAAGGGAUGGUCAUUCCUCAACCAGGAACAGUGCUAGACACUCAAGCCCUCUACUACUACUGCCUGUUUCUGACUGGGAGCUGUUUCCUAUUGUUUGGCUUGUUUUUUAAACUUCUGUUCUUCCCUCAUCUAUGUCUUUCUCUAUUGACUUCAGUCUGGGAGACAAAGUAAAUACUAUACACCUAUCAGUACUCAGUUUACACCUAUCAGUACUCAGUUUACACCUAUCAGUACUCAGUUUACACCUAUCAGUACUCAGUUUACACCUAUCAGUACUCAGUUUACACCUUUCAGUACUCAGUUUACACCUAUCAGUACUCAGUUUACACCUAUCAGUACUCAGUUUACACCUA
Messenger RNA from Salmo salar (Atlantic salmon), 1567 nucleotides. RefSeq names its product ubiquitin-like domain-containing CTD phosphatase 1. Gene Ontology annotation, cellular component: nucleus. Gene Ontology annotation, molecular function: protein serine/threonine phosphatase activity; protein binding. Gene Ontology annotation, biological process: regulation of proteasome assembly; protein dephosphorylation. NCBI's taxonomy places the organism in Eukaryota, Metazoa, Chordata, Actinopteri, Salmoniformes, Salmonidae. The record is from RefSeq and is a predicted model, not a curated record.